GUCGCCCGUCUCGUUGGCGUGGCCUGUCUGGGAGAUGCAAGCGCAGGCGAUGGACUCCGACCGCGAGGUCCUGCAUGUCUCGAAGGUCUAUGCGAACGUGAACGCGUCGAUGGGACCGACGUGGUACGAGUAUGAGAAUGUGCAAGUUCUGUGGGGAUCUACAGAGCGGUAUGAACUGAUACGGAAAGUAGGGCAAGGGAAAUAUUCAGAGGUGUUUCUCGGUCUAGACACGUCCAGCGACGAGAAGUGUAUCAUCAAGGUUCUCAAGCCAGUGAAGAAGAGGAAGAUAAAGCGCGAGAUCAAGGUGCUGCAGAACCUCAGCGGCGGGCCGAGCAUCGUGCAGUUGCUGGACGUCGUGCGAGACCCGACGUCGAGGAUCCCGAGUUUGGUAACGGAGUAUGUGGACGCGGUGGACCACAAGGUGCUUUAUCCCAGGUUGACGGAUAUGGAUGUGCGGUUCUACAUGUUCGAGCUAUUGAAGGCACUCGAAUUCUGUCAUUCCAAGGGCAUCAUGCAUCGUGACGUGAAGCCUCAGAACAUCGUGAUUGACCAUGCCAAGCGUAAACUGCGUUUGAUCGACUGGGGUCUCGCGGAGUUCUAUCACCCUGGAGUGCGCCUGACGUGCCGGGUCGCCACGCGUAACUGGAAGAGCCCGGAGCUCCUCGUCGAUUACGGGUACUACGACUACAGCCUCGACGUCUGGUGCUUUGGAUGCGUCCUGGCAGGCAUCGUGUUCAGGAAGAACGUGUUCUUCCACGGACAUGAUAAUUACGACCAGCUGGUUAAGAUCGCCAAGGUUCUCGGAACGGAUGACUUGUAUGCGUUCUUGGACAAGUACAAUAUCGCGCUGGAUCCUCACUUUGACGAUAUUCUCGAGAGAUGGCCGCGUAAGCCUUGGAGUCGCUUCGUGACACAGGACAACAGGAAAUGCGUGUCAAACGAGCUGGUCGAUUUCCUGGACAAGAUCCUGCGAUACGACCCCGCAGAACGCCUUACCGCGGGCGAGGCGCUUUGUCACCGAUACUUUGAUCCUGUACGCAACCGGCGCCUUGAUGAUGAUACGGAGGAAUCUGGUCUCUCUUCUGCGUAGUGGUUUGUUGUUCCUUGAUAUACCUGUCGAUAUACCUAGAGGCUCCCUCAGGGGAGCCCGUCUUGCUGUGUGUAAUGCUUUUCUGCGUAUACCACUGUACCGAUGACUGUUGUCG
Molecule: messenger RNA, 1205 nt
Organism: Punctularia strigosozonata HHB-11173 SS5
Lineage: Eukaryota; Fungi; Basidiomycota; Agaricomycetes; Corticiales; Punctulariaceae
Product: Pkinase-domain-containing protein
Exons: 10
Coding region: 35-1090 (351 amino acids)
Biological process (GO): protein phosphorylation; regulation of transcription by RNA polymerase III; regulation of transcription by RNA polymerase I
Cellular component (GO): cytosol; nucleus; protein kinase CK2 complex
Molecular function (GO): ATP binding; protein serine/threonine kinase activity
Source: RefSeq, a predicted model, not a curated record